Messenger RNA from Prunus persica (peach), 762 nucleotides. Its product is annotated as UPF0481 protein At3g47200. Lineage: Eukaryota; Viridiplantae; Streptophyta; Magnoliopsida; Rosales; Rosaceae. The transcript has a single exon. The record is from RefSeq and is a predicted model, not a curated record. Bases 1 to 762 code for a protein of 253 amino acids.
AUGGAAAAUGAUGAUAAUAAUGAAAAUAGAGAUGAAGAUGAAUUGUUGUCAUCCUCGAUUCAAGAAAAGGUUAACCAUGCCUCGGAUCCAUUUUCAGUUCAUCGUUGCAUAUAUAGGAUCCCUGGUGUACUAAGCAAGCAUAAGGAAAAAGCUUUCGUUCCAAUCGUAGUUUCAAUUGGGCCAAGUCACCAUGGAAACGAAAACCUUCAAGCCAUGGAAGAAGUUAAGCUAUGGUACUUGCAUUGCCUCCUUGACCGAAAACCAACUCCCGAAACGGAUAUGGAGUCUCUUGUCAAAGCCAUUAGACCUAUACAACAAGCAUGUCAAGAGUGUUAUGAAGAAAAAAUUCAUAUCAGCAAUGACGAAUUUCUUGAAAUGAUGGUGAUUGAUGGUUGCUUUAUUAGCGAAUUCUUUCUCAGGUUUGCCAACGAGGUGAACGUCGACAACGAAGAUGGUCUCUUUUCUACAUCAUGGAUGCUUUUAGCAGUCAUAAAUGAUCUGCUUCUACUUGAAAACCAACUUCCUUGGAGAGUUCUUGAUUGUUUAUUUGAGCUCACAUGUGAAUCGGGAACGUCUUCCCUACUAGGGCUUAUUAACAGUACUUUCAAGGCCUACACUGGGGGGCUAUCUGCAAAGCCUAGUGGAACAGCGAAACACAGGCAUUUACUUGACUUCAUACGAAACUCUUUCCUUGGAUCAUACCCAGAAAGCCAGUCGGAUGAAAGCACGAGAGAUUCAGAAGCAAUUCAAAUGUUGGGGUGA